Molecule: messenger RNA, 2357 nt
Organism: Marmota flaviventris (yellow-bellied marmot)
Lineage: Eukaryota; Metazoa; Chordata; Mammalia; Rodentia; Sciuridae
Gene: Zbtb47
Product: zinc finger and BTB domain containing 47
Biological process (GO): regulation of transcription by RNA polymerase II
Cellular component (GO): nucleus
Molecular function (GO): DNA-binding transcription factor activity, RNA polymerase II-specific; protein binding
Source: RefSeq, a predicted model, not a curated record
AUGGGCCGUCUGAACGAGCAGCGGCUCUUCCAGCCCGACCUCUGUGACGUGGACCUGGUGCUGGUGCCCCAGCGCAGCGUCUUCCCGGCUCACAAGGGCGUGCUGGCCGCCUACAGCCAGUUCUUCCACUCGCUCUUCACCCAGAACAAGCAGCUGCAGCGCGUGGAGCUGUCCCUGGAGGCGCUGGCGCCGGGCGGCCUGCAGCAGAUCCUCAACUUCAUCUACACGUCCAAGCUGCUGGUCAACGCCACCAACGUCCACGAGGUGCUCAGUGCCGCCUCCUUGCUGCAGAUGGCCGACAUUGCCGCGUCCUGCCAGGAGCUGCUGGACGCCCGCUCCCUCGGACCCCCGGGCCAAGGCACCGUGGCUCUCGCCCAGCCGACGGCCAGCUGCACCCCAGCCACGCCACCCUACUACUGUGACAUCAAGCAGGAGGCUGACACCCCGGGCCUGCCCAAGAUCUAUGCCCGUGAGGGCCCCGACCCCUACUCGGUGCGUGUGGAGGACGGGGCUGGGACCGCUGCUGGCACAGUGCCCGCCACCAUUGGGCCAGCCCAGCCUUUUUUCAAGGAGGAAAAAGAGGGAGGUACUGAAGAGGCCAGAGGGCCCCCGGCCAGCCUCUGCAAGCUGGAGGGUGGUGAGGAGCUGGAGGAGGAGCUCGGGGGCCCUGGCAGCUACAGUCGCCAGGAGCAGUCCCAGAUCAUCGUGGAGGUGAACCUCAACAACCAGACGCUGCACGUGUCCACAGGGCCCGAGGGGAAACCGGGCACUGGGGCAAACCCGGCCACCAUGGUGCUGGGCCGGGAGGACGGGCUGCAGAGACACUCGGAGGAGGAGGAGGCUGAUGAUGAUGAUGAGGAGGAGGAGGAGGAGGAGGAGGGUGGUGGCAGUGGAGGGGGAGAGGAGGAGGAAGAGGAGGAGGAGGAGGAGGGUGGCAGCCAGGGAGAGGAGGAGGACGAGGAGGAGGAGGCGCACACAGAGCCAGAGGAAGAAGAAGAGGAAGAGGAAGGGCACAGUGAGCAGGAUCCAGAGAGCUCAGAGGAGGAGGAGGAAGACGAGGAGGAGGAAGGAGAGGCCGAAGGUGGGCAGGGGCCAGUGGGGACCGGGGGGCGCCAGGGCAGCCGAGCAGACCCCCCUGCCCACAGUCGAAUGGCCACGAGGUCCCGGGAGAAUGCCCGGCGCCGGGGCACCGCUGAGCCUGAGGAGGCUGGGCGGCGGGGUGGGAAGCGGCCGAAGCCCACUGGAGUGGCCCCUGCACCCGCCCGUGGGUCACCAGCCACCGACGGGCUGGGGGCCAAGGUGAAGCUGGAGGAGAAGCAGCACCACCCAUGCCAGAAGUGCCCACGGGUCUUCAACAACCGCUGGUACCUGGAGAAACACAUGAACGUGACCCACAGCCGCAUGCAGAUCUGCGACCAGUGUGGCAAGCGCUUCCUGCUGGAGAGCGAGCUGCUGCUGCACCGGCAGACGGACUGUGAGCGCAACAUCCAGUGUGUGACGUGUGGCAAAGCUUUCAAAAAGCUCUGGUCCCUUCACGAGCACAACAAGAUCGUGCAUGGCUACGCGGAGAAGAAGUUCUCGUGCGAGAUCUGUGAGAAGAAGUUCUACACCAUGGCCCACGUGCGCAAGCACAUGGUGGCCCACACCAAGGACAUGCCCUUCACCUGUGAGACCUGUGGGAAGUCCUUCAAGCGCAGCAUGUCCCUCAAGGUGCACUCCCUGCAGCACUCGGGGGAGAAGCCCUUCAGAUGUGAGAACUGCAAUGAGCGCUUCCAGUACAAAUACCAGCUGCGGUCACACAUGAGCAUCCACAUCGGCCACAAGCAGUUCAUGUGCCAGUGGUGUGGCAAGGACUUCAACAUGAAGCAGUACUUUGAUGAGCACAUGAAGACCCACACAGGGGAGAAACCUUACAUCUGCGAGAUCUGCGGCAAGAGCUUCACCAGCCGGCCCAACAUGAAGCGGCACCGGCGCACGCACACGGGCGAGAAGCCGUACCCGUGCGACGUCUGCGGCCAGCGUUUCCGCUUCUCCAACAUGCUCAAGGCCCACAAGGAGAAGUGCUUCCGUGUCAGCCACCCGCUGGCCACCGACGGGUCCCCGGCCCCCGGCCUGCCCACUGCCCCGCCCGCGCACACGCUGGCCCUACUCCCGGGGCCACCGCACCUGCCACCUCCGCCACCACUCUUCCCCACCACGGCCCACGGCGGCGGCAGGGUGGACGCCAACAACUGACCCAGCGCUCCUGCGGGACCUGGAGCCCAGGGCUGCUCCAGGAGGGACCCCGCUGCCCUCCCCUCCUUCCUGGGGCCGCUGCCCCGGAGGCCCUGACCCCGAGGGGCGCGCAGGCUGGCAGC